Frieseomelitta varia is the source of this 3662-nucleotide messenger RNA. RefSeq lists its product as uncharacterized. The transcript is spliced from 8 exons. Gene Ontology annotation, biological process: protein secretion. Bases 740 to 3550 code for a protein of 936 amino acids. The record is from RefSeq and is a predicted model, not a curated record. NCBI's taxonomy places the organism in Eukaryota, Metazoa, Arthropoda, Insecta, Hymenoptera, Apidae.
UUACGAAAAAAACCUAAUUAAAAGGAGUAAUUUACGAAUUUUUUUAUAUGCCUCCUCAAACUUAGGCUCCCCGCUUUUUUUCUAUGUGAUUUUUGUCCUAGAAAAACGUGUGUGUAAAAAGUUGAAUAUUUUUUUCAAUAGAUCGAAAGAUGUCCUUGUCGCACACUGUUGCUUUUCUUGUCAAACGUUCCGAGACAAGGAGAGCAAUAGCGUGCGACAAAGACAGCAAUAUAAAUUAAUUCCGCCAUUUCGCCGCUACGCGACGCUAGCAUUUCAAUGCCCAUAAAUUAGGCAAAUUUUCAAAGAAAAUUAAUUUGUGGAAUUUUUUUGUGGACUUUUACAAUUGCUGUCAGCUUUCUUUUCUUUUUGUGUUUCACUUAACCUACGAAGUAUAUAAAUAGAAAUUUUCAAAUUCCAUUGACUUUAUCGUAGCGUUCAAAAUCAAUGGAUUAAAAUUGAACAUUGGGAUGUUUAGUUGGAACCAGCAGGUUUAGAUUAGAUAGUAAAUUAGGAAGAAAAGCGCGUAGAAAGUAAAGUAAUCGCGUAAAAAUGUGAAAUUUAUUAUAUUUUUAAGUUUCGCUAUUGUCAUUGUGAGUCGUUACCACGUCACGUAAAAAUGUUAAGGGAUUUAGGUGGUUUGUAGAGCAGGGAACAACAUUGAUUACUUACUCUUUUAUAUAUACGUUGUCUGUGAUUGAAUCAUGUUUUCAUUGAUUGAACAAAUUAAUUGAACAAAAACAUGGAUUAUUAUGAAAUAUUGUUUUAUUUAACAACAAUUGACAAAACUGAAGCUGAUGUUGUAGGACCAAUUAAUGAUUUUAACGAAAGACUGCAACAAAUUUUACAAAAAGUACAAACAAUUUCAAUGAAAAAUAAUGGAAAACUCAAGAUCGAUACUGUCGAUAACAAAAACGAACCCAAUGAUAUCAGGUAUCAAUACAUAUGUACGAUUGUACAUGUUCUACAAAAUAUAAAAAUAAAUAAUUCUGCAAAUGACGAAUCUUUAUACAGCGUUCAGCAAUUUCGUACUUUAAAAGCUUCUGUGGAAUUAAUAACUGCAAUAGGGAUUAUAUCCUGUCUUUUACCUGGCGUUGGAGUUGACAUGGCUAAAACAUGUCCCAAAGCUCUGUUGAUCUGCAAGGAAGAGCUAACAGAUUUACAGAGAUACAAGAGGUUAAAAUUUACAGUUAAUUCACUUAUACAGUUGUACGAUGACAUUAUGUUUCGUCCUGCGAUACUUAUUCAAAUUGGACCGUUACUGGCUGCACUUUUACAAUUAUGCCAUGCCCCAUUGAUGAAACCAUCCAAAGAGGCUACAUCGAUUCGAGAAGGAAAUGCGAAUAAAGAUAAAUUUAUAAUGACUGCAGAUUUAUAUGAUGAAUUAAAAAAAGACCAAGAACACUUUGCGUGUCUGUUUCACAAGUUGUUAAAUAAAUGUCCUUCUUCUACAUGCAUGAAAGAAUUGAUGGUAAUCCUUGGUAUUACAGAAGCACCAAAAUGGCUUCGACGUGAAACUCGUAAAUAUUUAGUAGAGCAGCUUAUGCAAUCUAAUGGAAUAGUUUCAAUCAUAGCUGUUGUCUGCGAAGAUGUAUUGGAUCUUGGGGAACAUUGGGAUAAGUUGGACAUUAUUUCCCGAUUAAUAGUCACAUCACAUGGAAUUAAUGCUGACCAAUAUUACAAAUCCAUAUGCUUACAAUUAUUAAGUCUUUUAACAUCAACACAGAUUAAGCAUUCAACUACAAUAGCAAAUUGCUGUAUCACUGCACUUUAUGAAUACAAUUCGAAUGUUUGUUAUAAAAACAUUGUGGCGGUAAUGUGCGAUCCAUUACUAGUAAAUUCAGAAAAUGAACAAAAAGUAAAAAGCGAAGAAGAAGUGGAAAGAUGCAUUGAAAAAUUGACAAAAUGUUUUGUUGUCACGGAGGCCUUGUUUAAACGAUUGCCUUGUCAACUCUUAAUGAACGUAGCAGUUCCUCUGUUUUCAUUAUACAACGAUAUUAGACAAAGUGCUUGUGUAUUGAAAAGUAAACUUAAACAACUUGUACUACUUCUUUUGUAUGAAGAAUCAACAAGAAACGAUCUUUUUGGUGUACUUCUUGGGCAUAACUUGACAAAUAAUUUUGGAAACCGUUUGGAGACAAAAUUUGGGCUAACAGGUGGAAUUGAAAUUGUUGGAAUAGACAAGAAGACUUGCAAAUAUGAAGAAUUCGCAGACACUUUAUUUGAUACGAUAUUUACUACAGAGGUACUGUCAACUGAAUUAUUUUCCUAUUUAUUGAAAUAUCUAUCAAAUUCUAUGAAAUUAGAUCAGAAGGAAGAUCAAAGUGUGUUAGAAACUGAGAACGAUUUAAUGGAAAAGAUCGAAGAAAAAUUAGCAGCUGUAAAACUUUUGUCGAAUCUAGCUAAUAUAUCUGCUGUGCAAGAAGCACAAAUUGAAGAUCCCAAAUUAUUAAUGUAUUUUAUAAAAUCGUUAUUUAAUCAGUACAUCGGAAGAAGACUCCAGAUUCAUCAGAAUUCACCAGAAGAGGAUGAUUGCGAGAUCUUAUACGUUGGCUUAAUGUUGAUGAAAAUGAUUUUAAGUGAAAGAAAGAAACCUUUAGAUUGGACAGUAUUUAGCGAUUUUGUAAAAUUCUUGAAAGAAUGUUGCGUUUCAAACAUCUCAUCUCAAUUGUUAUUACUAAUACGAGAAUUGAUAGCACUAAUUGAAAGUCAAGGUAAAUCGGAACGAAAACAAUAUCAGGACUUAUCAGUUAAUCGUAAAGUGUCUAACAAAUUCGAAGAAGCACUCAAAGAUCUUGCAGAUCCGUUACUACCUGUACGUGCUCAUGGACUUGUAAUUCUUACCAAACUAAUUGAAAAUAUGGAUCCAUGUGCUAUUGCUAGAAAAAUGGUUCUUCUACAAUUAUUUAAUGAAAAUUUGAAACACGAAGAUUCAUUUAUAUAUUUGGCAGCAAUUAAUGGAUUAUGUGCUUUGGCUACUUCGUAUCCACAAGUAGUUGUUGAAACAUUAGUAAAGGAAUAUAUUGAUAUGCCACAACGUGUUUCAGCUGAAGAAAUAACUACGGAAACGAGAGUUAAGUUAGGAGAAGUGCUUGUAAAAAUGACGAGAAAUUUAGGCGAAAUGGCACCAGCUUAUAAAAACAUCUUGAUAAAUGGAUUCUUAUGCGCUGCACGAGACACAAAUUCUUUAGUACGUGCUUCUAGUCUUUCCUGCUUGGGUGAACUGUGCAAGGUAUUAGGUUUUCAUUUGGGCGAUAUAGUCAUUGAGAUAAUCUAUUGCAUCAGCUGUAUUGUAAAAACAGACAAAGCUCCUGAAUGUCGACGAGCUGCAGUUAUGAUUAGCACUUUAUUAUUCCGUGGUCUUGGGAAAAGUACAUUAACAAGCAUGGAUAGAAAUCUGGUCGAUUUAUAUCGUGGUCUUAAAUAUUUACGAGACAACGAUGAGGAUCUAGUGUUACGUUUACAUGCUCAAUUAGCUCUGGAAGAAUUGGACUCUAUAGUGCAAGAUUUUCUCCUUUCAUCUUCGAAACUUGAAAAAAGAAUUAUCCUUUAGUUCGUAAUUUGUAAUUCGUAUUUUUAUAGAGUUUUAUAUCAAGAAUUUUAUUUGUAAUGUAUAAACUUUGGCGAUCAUAAAUAAAAACGAAUAGAAUCGGAUUUUGAUUUAA